Molecule: messenger RNA, 2101 nt
Organism: Paramecium pentaurelia
Lineage: Eukaryota; Ciliophora; Oligohymenophorea; Peniculida; Parameciidae
Source: the annotation of a GenBank genome assembly
AAUGGACGACAAAACAAAUCAAGAAGGGUAAAAGUUAGAAUGAAAUUUAGGGCUGAGUAAUUAGUGAUAUUUGAGGAGAAAAUCACAACAGUUAAUGGAUAGGUGGCAAUUAAGAAAUAUUAAAGAGGGAAGUUUUUAGGAAAGGGAGGAUUUGCAAAGUGUUAUGAAGCAACAAAUCUUGAAACAAAAAGGGUUCUUGCUGCUAAGAUUAUUGUUAAGAGUAGUUUAACAAAGAAUAGAGCCCGUUAAAAAGUAAGUACUGUUAAUUGAUGUAGCUAAUUUCAGAAAUAAAAAUACAUAAGAGUUUGUAAAACACAAACAUUGUACAAUUUGAACAUGUGUUUGAGGAUCAUGAGAAUGUUUACAUUUUAUUAGAAUUGUGUUCAAAUUAAGUAAUUAAUGAAAUUUAAAAAUAGACAUUAAAUGAAUUGAUAAAGAGAAGAAAGAGAUUGACUGAAAUUGAAGUGUAAUGCUAUGUGGGUUAAAUAAUAAAUGCAUUAAAAUAUUUACAUGCAUAGAAAGUGAUUCAUAGAGAGUAAGAAAUUUAAUAAUAAUCAAAGUCUUAAAUUGGGUAACUUAUUUUUAAAUAAAUCAAUGGAAUUAAAAUUAGGAGAUUUUGGUUUAGCAACAAAAUUAGAAUUUGAAGGAGAAAAGAAAAGAACAAUAUGUGGAACACCUAAUUACAUAGCUCCUGAAGUUUUGGAUGGAAGAGUGGGACAUUCUUUCGAAGUAGAUAUUUGGUCAUUGGGUGUCAUAAUGUAUGCUAUGUUGAUUGGCAAACCACCCUUUGAAACUCCAGAUGUCAAAACAACAUAUAGAAAAAUUAGAUUGAAUUCAUACUCUUUCCCAGAACAUGUGUUAAUAUCAGAUCCAGCCAAAAGUUUGAUUACAAGAAUUUUAAACUUAGAUCCAACAUAAAGACCUACAUUAGAUGAGAUUAUGGCUCAUCCAUUUAUGAAUACUGGAGGUACAAUUCCUAAGACAUUACCUUUGUCUACUUUGGCAUGUCCUCCAUCAGCUUCUUAUAAUAAAUAAUUUUAACCAUCUACCAAUACUAGUAAUUUAAAGAUGUCAACAAAUGUAUUACCAUAGAGAUUAACAGAAACUACUCCCAAUAAUCCUAAGAAUGUUUAAAAAUAGACUAAUGGAUCUUCUGAUCGUUUCCCCUGUAACUUACCAAUUAAAUAAUAUUAGUAUAGAAGCCAAGUUCAAGUGGAAACAUAAUGGAUGAUAAUUUUGGUUCUAGUGGUCUUAACAAUGCCUAGAAUGUUGGUUAUGGUGGAACUUAAAGACCAUAAUCUUAAAAACCAAAUGAUAUCAGAAAUAGUUAGAGUUAAAAAACACUUUCUUAGCCUUUUGGAGGAACAGGAAUGUAAGGUGCAUAAUCAGUUAAUAAUUUGGGAGUGAAAUAAACAUAAGCAAAAUAGGAAGUAUAUGUUAAGAAAUGGGUUGAUUACUCAAGUAGAUAUGGAUUAGGUUAUUUAUUAAGUAAUGGUGCAACUGGAGUAUUCUUCAAUGAUUCAACUAAAAUUGUUUUAGAUACUAAAACUUUAUAAUUUGAAUACAUGGAGAGAAAAGGAUAAGAUAAGUAAGAUAUUUGUGAAACACAUAAUCUUAAUGAUUAUCCUUAAGAUUUACAUAAAAAGGUUACACUUCUACAACAUUUCAGAAGUUAUUUAGAAGGUGAACCUCAAACUGCUUAAAGUGAAGAGAAUGAAAAUAAAUAAUUAGUUUAUGUUAAGAAAUGGAUGAAAACUAGACAUGCUAUUAUGUUUAGAUUAUCCAAUAAAAUUGUUUAAGUAAUAAAUUUAAUAUUAAUAAUAAAUAGGUUAAUUUUACAGAUAAGACUGAAAUUAUAUUAUCUUCUGAACACAAAAUGGUUACAUAUGUGAAUAAAACAGGUGAAAGAAGUCAUUAUCCUUUGGCAACUGCUCUAGAUAGUUAAAAUACAGAAAUGUCUAAAAGAUUGAAGGUAAAUAUAUAGUAUUUAUAUUAUUUAUAGUAUACAAAAGAAAUAUUAACUCAUAUGUUAAAUGGUGGUUAGAAUGCUGGAGACUCUAAUUCUAAUUAACGUGUAAAUGCUAACUGGUAAAAUCCUUGA